Messenger RNA from Cornus florida, 819 nucleotides. RefSeq names its product 21.7 kDa class VI heat shock protein. Lineage: Eukaryota; Viridiplantae; Streptophyta; Magnoliopsida; Cornales; Cornaceae. Bases 49 to 639 code for a protein of 196 amino acids. The record is from RefSeq and is a predicted model, not a curated record. The transcript is spliced from 2 exons.
AAACUCUAUUCUCCACAAUCCUGAAAAUAUUAAAAUUUCUAUCCUGCAAUGACAAGUUGCAGAAUGCUUGAAGUUCAAUCAGAAGAUCAAGAUCCACAUAAAUGGUGCGUUCCGUUGAAGGAAGAUGUGUUUCAAACCUUCAUGCUCAAAGGUAGUCCAACAGUUCACAAGGUUUUUGGUGAUGGUUCGCUUUUCGGUCCAUUGCUGUUUGGAAAAUUUUUUGAUCCUUCCGAUGCCUUCCCACUGUGGGAGUUUGAGUCAGAUACACUAUUGUCCAAACUUCGGAGCUCUGGUCAGAGUACUGUUGACUGGUUGCAGACAGAUACAGAUUAUGUACUGAAAGCAGAACUACCAGAAAUUGGGAAGACUAGUGUUCAAAUUCAUGUCGAAAAUGGGAAGGUUGUGGAGAUUAGUGGGCAAUGGAAGCAGCAUAGAGAGUCCAAGACAAAGGACUGGAAAAGUGGGCACUGGUGGGAACAUGGGUUCGUUCGGAGGCUUGAAUUGCCAGAAAAUGCAGAUGGGAGGAAUAUAGAGGCACAUGUGAACAAUGGCAUAAUUUUAGAGAUGAGAAUUCCCAAGAAAACUUUGGAUUGUGAUAUUCCUCAAGGAAAAGAUGGCAAGGGUUCUGAAUCUGUUUAAGAUUUUCGCAUAAUUUACAUGGAAACUCCUAUGUUAACAAAUUAACUCAAUACAAUCUCUCUGUAAUCCAAAUACAUAUAAUAGUGGAUUGCAAAGCAAUAUGCUCAUACUGGCUCCUGCUAUCAGAAAGCAGCAUGUGAUAUGCUAUUGAAGAAUAUGAAUGAAUCAAUGAGGUGGGGA